AUGGCAAUCUUCAAACACAGAGCACUAGAUAUAAGAUGGCUUAGAAAACCGAGAUGUCGAAAAAUUGUUAUUAUAAUUAGUGUAAUUUUUAGCGUCAAUGUUUUUUUAGUGUACAGCUUAGUAAAUUCUUAUAGCGAUCCUUCUCUUGAAGAAGAAGAUCCUUCAGGAAGAGGACGCUACCACUUAGAGAAUAAAGAUUUUAAAUAA
Molecule: messenger RNA, 207 nt
Organism: Pediculus humanus corporis (human body louse)
Lineage: Eukaryota; Metazoa; Arthropoda; Insecta; Psocodea; Pediculidae
Exons: 2
Coding region: 1-207 (68 amino acids)
Source: RefSeq, a predicted model, not a curated record